AGGAAAGUGCUCUUAAGCAGAUGACCAAUACCAACACGUCCCUGUGGAGCUAUGUCUCCACCAUGUCUCCGGAGCGGUUCAACGGCUUAUAUGAAGAAUUUCCUCAUACUCUACGUUGUCUCCUAGGGGAGUGGCUGGAAACUGAACCAUGGGAAUUCAUCAACAGAUCAGACUCUUUCUGUACUCUUCUGGCUGGAAGGCUGCUGUCUGCCAUGGUGGAGAAGAUACGAGAUCUUGCCAACAAAAACUGCAAUUCUGCUGCUCAGAUUCUUCAGUUUGUUGCUAACAUUGAGAGCAGAUAUCGGAAAGAUCCACUGCAACUGGCAAAUGUUAUAAAAAGGAUCUUGGAAGCAGAACAAACAGCAGUUCAGCAGCAGCAUCAACACGUUCCCCUUGUAAUCGAACGUCAGCGAGAAGAACUGAUGUUUCGAUUCAGCCUAGAGAAGCUGCACUACAGACUUCAGGAGAUUCAAACUCUCCGGGAAAGCUUCCAGCAGAUGAAGGGCAACGCCAGAGCUCCACUGUCACAAAACUCACUGGAUUGUCAAUUUCCAAUACAAGACAACCUGCCAGCAAGUUCUCUUCAGAGCCUUCAAGGACUGUUUAUGAAGAUGGACAGUGAGCUAGAAGAGGCCAAGAAGAAGAUUCUGGUGAGGCUUCUGAUUUGGAAGAGACAGCAGCAACUGGCUGGGAAUGGAAGUCCAUUUGAUGAGGACUUGUCCCCGCUGCAAAAGAGGUUGGAAUGUCUAGUAGAUAUUUGGUUCCAGUUUCGCCAGCAGUUGAUCACAUCUGGAAUUGAGCUUCAAUCUCGUGUUCGAGAACAUCUUGAUGACACAUUCAAAUCUCUUAUACAAAAUUCCUUCUUGGUGGAAAAACAGCCUCCACAAGUUUUAAAGACACAGACCAAAUUUCAAGCCAGCGUCCGCUUCUUGCUGGGACCUCAUUUACUCAAGCAUCCGCCAACAUCAUUUCUGGUCACGGCUGACAUUGUGACGGAAAAACAGGCCCGAGAACUGACUGCCAAUCAUUCUCCCUCUGUCUUUAGUGAAAGCACUGGAGAGAUUGUAAACAACACAGCAUCGCUGGAUAUAAAUGCCUCCAGCAAUUCUUGUACCUCUCAGUUCAAAAAUUUGCUUCUCAAAAAGAUCAAGCGCUGUGACCGCAAGAGCACAGAAUCUGUAACGGAAGAGAAGUGUGCUGUCCUCUUCAGUGCCAACAUUUGCCUUGGGCCCAACCAAACCAACUUCCACCUACAGGCUCUGUCGCUGCCCGUUGUGGUGAUUGUCCAUGGAAAUCAGGACAACAAUGCCAAAGCCACCAUCUUAUGGGACAAUGCUUUUGCUGCUCCUGAUCGCGUUCCCUUUGUGGUGGCUGAGCGUGUUAGCUGGAAGGCAAUGUGUGACACUCUCAACCAGAAGUUCCUUGCUGAGGUGCAAACUACAAAAGGUCUACUCAAGGAUCAUUAUUUCUUCUUGGCCCAGAAGAUCUUUGGUGACAACAUCACCAGUCUAGAGGAACUGCAGAGAUGCCAUGUGUCCUGGUCCCAAUUCAAUAAGGAGAUGCUUCCUGGUAGAGGAUUCACAUUUUGGCAAUGGUUUGAAGGCAUUCUUGACCUCACCAAGAAAUACCUGAAGAACUAUUGGUCUGACAGACUGAUCAUGGGCUUUGUCAGCAAGCAAUAUGUCUUCAAUUACCUGAGCAAUGCACCAGCUGGAACUUUCCUCUUACGUUUCAGUGACUCUGAGAUCGGGGGCAUCAGCAUCGCCUAUGUUAACUACUUCCCAGAUGGUUCCACUCAGGUGGAGAACAUCCAGCCAUUCACGGCAAAGCAACUGUCCAUUCGUUCACUGGCUGACUGUGUUCUGGAUCUCCCACAGCUCCAUGUGCUUUAUCCUAACAGGCCCAAACACGAGGCUUUCAGGAGGGACUACAACACAGAGACACGAAAAAACACCAGCAGUUAUGUCCCAGCCAGGUUAACGAUAACUGUAGACACACCCUGCUCAUUCCCUACAUCAAUUCAGAAACCACUUGACCCUCUGGGCGGUUCUAAUGUGAAUCUUGCAGUCCAUUCUGAUUCAACCUAUCAUGAUUCGCCAGUCAUCGUUCCAUCAUCCAUUGGGACAUCUGUAGCCAGCAGCACAACAUACGGAAGCUCACAGCUGCCAUUUGAAUUAAUGACUUGCUCAUACCCUUUGGGCAAUGCUUCCCCUCUUGGUUCAGUGGAUUCAUACCCCAUGUGCCAGGAUGUAGAGAUGCCAGACCUCUCUAUACCCACUGAGAACACCGUAACAUAUCCAGGGAAUCUUCCGCUCCAUCUGAUGGCAGAUCCAUUAAGUGUGCCCGAGACCAUCUCCCCACCUUCCAGUGAAGAAUUUGAAAAGCUUCUGCAUCCAGACCAAGACCUGCAUCCAGAUCUUCACUUUUGCCAUAAUCCAGUGUGACCCAUUUUUAUGUGCUUGUCAUCUUUCGAAUACCUUGGAGAUACUUUAAUGGACCUUUUAUGUACUUCUCCCUAUCAAGCCUGGACAUAAACAGUGAUGGCUGGUAACCCAGAAGACUUACUCUGUUCAGAAAACCACUCCUGGGCCCAUCUGCAUUAUCUACUUCAUCCUGUUAGAUCUUUGCAAGCUCUUUUGAACCAAGACCAGCUUCAGUUGUGUGCUAAGUAAGGCACAUGCCAUGAUAUAGCUCUGCCUACAAUUGUGAGCGAAGCCAAUGGAACCAGAGAGGGUCUGCCACUCACUCACAUCUCCUUUGCUGUGAGCAAUUACAGUAUGUCUGGGGGAAGGGGACAGGCACGAUGCACUAGCACCUCUGUGUGUUUUACUACUUACCUGUGUUACCUCUGGAUUGCAAGGAAGAGUUGGUUUUCCAAUUAUAGUACAUUAGAUUGACUUUUAUCAAUACCAGCAGCCAAGACAGAAAAGAUUUCAUCAGGAAUUUAAGAAGAAAAAUUCUUUGUUCAAUUAAUGUAGGUAAAGUCUUGGUUGGGCUGCUGAUUCUUUCAUGAAUUUAGAGGGGACAGUUGAACAUAGGAAAAGAUUCCAAUGGAGUCUUAUUUUUCAUUUCUCCAUUGGAAGAGGAGACAUUGUAUUUCCUCCCAGAAUUUAACAUUCCACAGAGCACCCCUCCAUUAUUAGGCAAGGUGAGGUGACUAUCUCAGGCCAAAACAACAGCAAUGGUGGGGAGGUGUUGAGUGUCACAUGGUCUGUCUUGCUGAUUUCCAAACUAACCUGCCUUAUAGUGGUGAAUGCGAUCUCACCAAGUUUUUGUUCAUAAUUGUUAGGGGGAGGGGAAAUGGGAUUCAAACAGCUGCAAAAUAUUUUGGGCUAGCUUCACCAGCUGGCAGUUCCUCUAGGAUAGGCGGAGCUUAGAUUUUCCUGUUCCAGAGUGAAUUUUGGGCUAUUGAGAUACGGACUGCAACACUUAUGCCAUUUUUCCUGGGUGGGGUAUUGUAAAAUAAAAAAGCCCAUCCUUUGAUACUAGAUUUCCUGUUGUACAGACUCUAUUCUCAUUUGCUAAAAUCCUGGUAAAAGGUGCAAUUUAAAAUAGCCCAUAAAAUAAAGAUUUUAUUCGAAAAUAACAAAAUAAAUAAUCUACUGUACACGUUACAAAGGAAAGGAUGCUAGUUUUCCUAUAAAGACAGAAAGGCUGUAGGGUAGGAUAUGGGGACUUGAUUUAGUAGCAGUUGAGUAUUAUUUUUAACUCAACAGGAGUUCAAGGUGUGUUUUGUGAGUCAGUUUGUUCCAGCAAAUGUUGCUUUCAGACCGCUUUGAAGAUUAAUAUUGUUCUGUCUUUGUCUCAUACUGUGGUUAUGCUGUAAUUAUGAGUAAAGGAGAAUGGAGGGAUGAUAUUUUCCUCAGGGAAGGUACAAUGCCUGGAGGGGAAGCUGAUCCUCUCCUGCCCCAGAGACAGACAAAGGUGCAAUCCCUU
Molecule: messenger RNA, 3936 nt
Organism: Protobothrops mucrosquamatus (brown spotted pit viper)
Lineage: Eukaryota; Metazoa; Chordata; Lepidosauria; Squamata; Viperidae
Gene: STAT6
Product: signal transducer and activator of transcription 6
Exons: 21
Coding region: 21-2444 (807 amino acids)
Biological process (GO): regulation of transcription by RNA polymerase II; cell surface receptor signaling pathway via JAK-STAT; growth hormone receptor signaling pathway via JAK-STAT
Molecular function (GO): RNA polymerase II cis-regulatory region sequence-specific DNA binding; DNA-binding transcription factor activity, RNA polymerase II-specific
Source: RefSeq, a predicted model, not a curated record